AUGGCAGAAGCAUCUCGCGCGCAGUUGAGCGCCCCCCCACUCCCGCAGGAUGGCGCCUUCAUCCUCCGCAAGCUGGUGUCCAACCUGCCGCUAUCCGCUGACGACCAGUCGAACGACGUGCGCAUAACAUGUGUCGAAGUAUGGGAUAAUAACCUCUAUGUGGGCACCUCUGCUGCAGAGGUCCUUCACUUCGUCCUCCUCCCCGCCGAGUCCAACGAUCUCGCUGAAGAGCCAACAGCUAUAAUUGCUUCCCGGCUCGAGCCUACAUUCAAUCAAGCGAGCGAUGCCGGCGUCCAGCAGAUCCUCCUCUUACCGCAAGUCAAUAAGGCCUGCAUACGAUGCAAUAAUUACCUGAGCUUCUACACGCUACCCGAACUAAGCCCCGACUCCAAUGCGAAGCCGUUCUCGUCCUCAUGGAUUGGCGGCCUGGAUAUGAAUGCGGAAGAUGAGAAUGAAGGCGCUGUGGUCAUGGUGGGGCAGAAGAGCAAGACGCGGCUGGUCCGAAUCACAGAAGAUGGUGCUCCUCGAGCUCUUAAGACGAUAGAGUACGGAGGCUGUGUCACAUCUGUCCGGCGAGAUGCAUUUUCCUGUGCGGCUGACUCUCAUUCGUAUGCUCUGCUUGAUGUGGAAAACGCGCAAAAGAUCGGCCUGUUUCCUAUAUCAUCGCUGGAUCCGGAUGCGGGCGACGUAGGGGGUGCCGCCGAAGACAUCACUGCGACGCUGCAGCCGCCUUCGAGGAGUGUUUCAUCUGCAGGUAAUCAUCCACGCGGAUCGCAAGAAGAACCGAGAGGCCAUUCCAGGAGCACAAGCUUAGGUAUAUUCAGUACCGCUGGUCCCGGUUCGCGCACCGAAAGCCCACGCGCACCUGCACAGAGAUAUGGCUUCGACGUGCCUGAGUCUCUAUCUAGCAAUAUGUCGCCUGCCCCGGCUCCAUCCCCAGGCCGGUCGCCUUCCAGAGGUCUCCCGGAUAGAACAUCAAGCUUGCCCAGAUCUGGUGCCACCUCGCCGGACAAACCUCUACCUCCACCUCCUGCGACAGAAGAGACUGCCCAAGUGGAAGAGACGUCGGAAACGCUUCCUGAUUUCGUCCCUUUGAAACCACUCAUCGCAUCGCCAACACCAAGCGAAUUUCUUUUGACUGUAGGCACCACGUCCACCGACCCGGGAGUCGGCAUGUUCGUCAACUUAGACGGAGACAUGUCUCGCGGUAGCAUAACAUUUGCCAGCUAUCCCGACGCCCUUGUCGUAGAUGGUUCAGGAUUCGACCUGUCUAUGUCCAUGGGACCGGACAUGGAUGCAGAAGAAGGCUAUGUUUUAGCAGUUGUGCAUACUGAUGAAGAUGGCCAACUCACAUAUGGCGUGGAGAUUCAGAGGUGGGACCUGGAUGCUGCUGAAGCAGAAGCCUCGAAGGAAUGGCUAGACUUACGAGUGCUUGGCAAUACCGUAUCGAAGAAUCAGAUCGACAUGCCUCUAGGAAUGCGAACAGUCGUGCAGCCAGUGGAUUUGACGCUUUCGGAGAUUGGCGCUAAACUCAUGGUCAAACGAUUGCCAUCGCCAUCCUCUCUCUCAACAGCGUCCCCGGAGACCAACAAAGCGAAGGUUGCGCAAGAGAAGGCCGAUGUUGAGUUCACAGAGCGAUUGUCGAAGUUGCAAACCAAGAUUGUGCUGUGGGCUGGUGACCAGAUAUGGUGGGCUGUGCGAAGCCCUCUGGUCAUCAGGUUGGACUCUCGAUUGGAAGAGGCACAGUUCACCAGCAUUGGGGAUCCUGGGCACAUUCAACCGAAUAGACGCCUACUUGAGACGAUACUUGGUGAUAUACGAGGGCAAGAUCCGCGCAAUGAGUCAGAAUACCUCAGUCUCAUCUACAUUCGGCAGAAAGCUUCGGUGUUACUCUUCAUGGAAAUAAUACUGCGGACUCGAGACAACAUCAUCGUGUUCGAGAAUGAGAAGCGCAUCACCGAGCAAGCAUUAAUAGAGGGGGAGAUUGACCCUAGAAUCGUUCUUUCGAUAUUACCGAUACUAAACGAAGAGGUUGUUCAGGGAGCAGAAGGCAUUCAGAUAUCCGGUGGCAUCACAACUCUGAUCGAGCAAUUCUUGGAACAGAACAAGCUUUCUGCAAUGCCAGCUGACGUCAAAGGACCUUUUGGUGAUAAUCUACUUCAAGUCGUGAAGAAGUACUUGUCUUUCUGGAAAAAGCAGAAAGGUAUGGCAAGCGUCACAAACGACCCAUAUGUGUUCCAGUCUGUCGAUGCCGCUCUGCUGAGGAUUCUCCUACUUCAAGAUCAAGGAAAUCUAAAGGGACCAGCCACAGUUGGAUCGAUUAGAUCUGAACUCAAUGAGUUCGUAGACAAAGAAGUCGAGUGCUUGGAUCGAGCUGUCAUCUUGCUCGAGCAAUUCAAGCGUUUGUACUUGUUGAGUCGACUCUACCAGGGAAAUAGCAAGCCCUCUGAGAAGGCGGCCAAGGUACUUGGUACUUGGCGGCGCAUUCUAGAUGGGGAAGAGGAUGAAGGUGGGGAAUUCCUCGAUGGUGAGCAUGGGUUACGGAAGUACCUGACCCAAGUUCGCGACCAGUCCACCGUGGAGGAAUACGGUUCGUGGCUCGCCAAUCGCAACCCAAGGCUCGGCGUGCAGGUAUUUGCAGAUGACCGGAGUAAAGUCAAGUUCGACCCUACCCGCGCCGUAGCCGUUCUUCGAGAGAAGGCCCCGGGCGCCGUGAAAGAGUACCUAGAGUACUUGGUGUUCGAACGGAAGCAUACGCAACAUGUCAACGAGCUCAUUGCGUUCUAUCUUGAUACCGUCCUCGCUGAGCUUGAAGAGGUUCCUUCGUCGCGAGAAACACUGCUCCAAACCUACGAAACGUACCGCAUCCUGCUCUCCCCUAAGCCUACAUACCGUCAGUUCAUCACUGAUAACGCGAUCGACGCCGAGUGGUGGCGCGCGCGUUUACGCCUCCUCCAGUUGCUCGGAUCCAGCCAGCAGGCCACAUCCUCGUACGAUGUAUCAUCUGUCCUUUCCCGUCUACAACCCUACGAGCAGGAGCUUGUACCAGAAAUGAUAAUCCUGAAUGGCCGCCAAGGCCGACAUCCCCAAGCGCUACGCCUACUCACGCAUGGGCUGGGCGACUACGACACGGCGAUCUCAUACUGCCUGUACGGCGGUUCUUCCAUCUUCCGCCCUUCCGGCUCGGGCUACGUGCCUCAGUCCGAGCUUCCUACGAAAACCGAGCAGUCCCGCCUUUUCAACUACCUACUGCAGGAGUUCCUCCGUCUCGACGACCUCGCGCAGCGUAUAGAGCAAACUGGCGUACUGUUAGAGCGGUUUGGAGGGUGGUUUGACAUUGCGGAUGUGCUCGCUACCUUACCCGAUGAAUGGAGUGUGGAUGUCUUCUCGGGCUUUUUGAUACAGGCACUGAGGACGUUGGUAAGAGAAAAGGCAGAAAGUGGGAUUGUAAAGGCAUUGCAUGAUGCGCAGAAUAGUCAGAUGAGCGCAGAGCUGGUGGAGAAGAGAGAGGAUCUGGGGCCGAAUUUUGAGCGGGCUGCGUCGCGUAACCGUGAGACGAUCGACGUCUUCGUCACAUCCUCUUUCUUUGCACCGGAACUUGACAAGGCUCCUGAGCACGAUUGCGACAUCAGCAUGGCCGAAGAAGUUCCCAAGUACGAUGCUGAGCGGCAGGGCUCUUUGACGGGCGUCGCUGAGGGUCUUGCGAACGAAGACGAUGCCGCGGUUUUGGCAAGACUGGGCUACAAGCAAGAGCUGCGAAGGAACUUUGGCAUCAUUGAGGUCUUUGGCAUUGCCUUCUCAAUCAUGGGUCUGCUUCCUUCCAUAGCUUCGACGCUUGCAUACUCGCUGCCAGCCGGACCUGCUGGGCUUGUCUGGGGAUGGUUCACUGCUAGUGCCUUCAUCUUCGUCGUUGGCCUGGCAAUGGCGGAUCUUGGGAGUGCUAUGCCUACUUCUGGCGGACUUUACUGGUGGACACACUAUUUUGCUAGCCCAAGGACUCGCAACGCGUUAUCCUUCUUGGUCGGGUAUAGCAACACAUUGGGUCUCGUAGGCGGACUGUGCAGCAUCGACUACGGCUUCGCACUCAUGUUUGUCUCUGUCAUCGUCAUAGCCCGAGACGGCAAUUGGGAGCCUUCGAAUGGCAUUGUUUACGUAGUGUUCAUGUGCUGCGUGCUACUUCACGGUGUUCUUGCCUCUACUAUCUCCAAAGCGAUGGCGAAGUUACAGACUGUGUUUGUCAUAGCUAACUUCAUUCUCAUCACUGCAACUAUCAUUGCCCUCCCCAUCGGAAGAAGACACGAACGCAACGACGCGAAGUACAUCUUCGGUCACACCGACAACCUUAACUUCUUGGUCGCCCGGGUUCGCUUGGUUCCUUACAUGGCUCUCUCCCAUUUGGACAAUUGGAGGUUUUGA
This is a messenger RNA of Didymosphaeria variabile, 4416 nucleotides long. RefSeq lists its product as uncharacterized. The coding region runs from base 1 to 4416 and encodes 1471 amino acids. Gene Ontology annotation, molecular function: transmembrane transporter activity. Gene Ontology annotation, biological process: vesicle-mediated transport; endosomal vesicle fusion; autophagy. The transcript is spliced from 8 exons. Gene Ontology annotation, cellular component: fungal-type vacuole membrane; cytoplasm. NCBI's taxonomy places the organism in Eukaryota, Fungi, Ascomycota, Dothideomycetes, Pleosporales, Didymosphaeriaceae. The record is from RefSeq and is a predicted model, not a curated record.